Molecule: messenger RNA, 1125 nt
Organism: Cydia amplana
Lineage: Eukaryota; Metazoa; Arthropoda; Insecta; Lepidoptera; Tortricidae
Exons: 7
Coding region: 1-1119 (372 amino acids)
Biological process (GO): intrinsic apoptotic signaling pathway in response to DNA damage; regulation of apoptotic process; extrinsic apoptotic signaling pathway in absence of ligand
Cellular component (GO): mitochondrial outer membrane
Molecular function (GO): protein homodimerization activity; protein heterodimerization activity
Source: RefSeq, a predicted model, not a curated record
AUGCAUAGACUAGUAGUCAGCUUCUAUAGUGUCACUGAAGAUACAGGGAUUGAUUCACAGGAGAGAACGAUCGACACAUUUCCAGUGUUUGCUAGCAAUUAUUUCAAGAUAGGGCAGCUAACAGAGCUACGAUGGCAAACGACCGGUCAAAAAACUCAAGAGGGCAACAACAUCGCAAUACACGUCAUUCCACCCGAUGGCGAAGAAGACGACGAGUUCGUGCCGCCGCUGCGCGCGCGCACCCGGAGGAAGAUGAGCACCCCGCUGAGCGCGCUGCCCGGCGCUGCCGACCGGCUGAUCGGCAUGCCUAAUGCUCAGCGCAGUACGCCAUCUCGGUCUCUGUCGCCGCUGGACCGCACGAAGCGGCGCUUCAGCACCAUGGUGUCGUCGGCGGCGGCCGCGGCCGUGUCGCGCCGACUGUCCGCGACCAUCGGAUGGUGUCUCGCGACGCCCACGCAAGUCAAGCCCCAAAUUGUGCGGCAGGGUCGCGCGCUGUGUCUACAGUAUAUUAAGACGCAGAUUAGGAGGUCGUCCAUGUGUGCUAAUAAGCAAAUCGUAGUGAAGCGCCUGCAACGAAUGCUCGAGACUGAAUGUGGAGAAGAGGCGAAUUGUAACGCGGAGGGCGGCGUGCUCGCGGGCCUGCGGGCGCUGUGCGCCGCUCUCGAGCGCAAGAGACCAGACGCCUUCCGACAUGUGGCGCGGCAGGCCACGCGAGCUCCAUGUGCCAUGCUGCGCUCUGAUACCGCUUUAGCGGAGUUGGCUUUGGCCCUUGCACGCAGGAUCACGAGAGAUAACAUUACAUGGUCGAAGAUAGCAGCAGUAUUUUGUAUUUGCGGGGCACUUUCGCGAGAGGCAGCUGAGGCAGCAGAUGGUGAACCAGCUCUAGAAUUAGUCGCAGCGCCGGCCGCGGCGGUCGCAGACCUUCUACACGAGGAGACAGGAUCCUGGAUAGCAGCUAACGGUGGAUGGAACGGCCUGGUGGAGCGACUGCGAACCAGCGAGCGCGACCAGCGGUCCGAGAAGACACUGCGAGUCAUGGUCUCCUUCUUCGCCAUGGCCUUCGUAAUCCUCCUCUUGCUGAGAUGGGUGCUACAUGGCCACCCCGCCUACUACGAGUAAUAACCA